AUGACGGGUAUAUCUUCUAAGAAAGAAAAUUUAUUAUUUUCUUCCAACGGUUGUAAUAAAGUCAAAUCUAUUCUUCCUGAUGAUGAGUGGAAUACGCUAAAGCAAGGAGCUAACAAAGAAAUCAACAGUAUUGAAAAAACAGAUUUAUUGGAAUCAUAUUUUUCAGCAAGUCAAGAUACCAAUGUAGGGAGUACUCACUCCCAGUCAAGUGAGUUUGAAGACAGUAUUGACUAUGCUUUUUUGAAUGAGACAUACUCUAUACAUUAUUCAGAGUCAAAGCUAAAUGAAAAUCUUGCUCUUUUAAAUUCAGAAUUAGAUCCUGAAAAGAAAAAAAGAGAAGAGAUAUUUUUUGAUAUUUUGGAGCAUCAAGGUAAGAAGACUGUUGGCUUGGAAAAAAUCUCCAAGAUUUCAGAUGAUGACUAUACAGAAACUGCUGAAGAUAUGCAAAAGUAUGAUAUAAAUGAAGACUCACAGCAGGAAUAUCACAGUGCAGAAGAACAAGAAUAUAUAAGUAACCAUUUAUCUUUUGAUGAAGCCAAAACAUUAAGUAUAUCUAAUCUGGAAGUUAUUGAAUUAAGAAAUUCAGGUUAUGAAGUUAAAUGUGUUAGCAAUAUAGAAGAUAAUCAUGUUAAGUUGGAAAGUAGUUCUAUUAUUUCUUUGGAUUCACUUAAUGUUUUUGCACAAGAAUAUUCGCCUCAUGUCUCUAAAUUUCAGAAUUCUGUCAUGAUAAAAGAAAAUCAUGAAUCAAAGCAUGAAAAAUGGAAGGAACAAGAGACUAGUUUAAUGUACCACACUGUAUUUGAUCAUCUGAUACAAAGAAACAAUUCUCUUGGAAACCAAGAAUCUCAACCUAAGAGUGGUUUCUUGAAUCCUCAAAAAACACUCAAAACUAAGAUUUAUACUGAGAAAAUGAAAUCUCAAAUACCUGAAAGUAAAGAUCUUUGUGGAAAUACAGUUGUUGAAAACAAAGUAUCACAGCAUCUUGAAAAUCCUACCAAGUUACCUCAGAACAAAGCUUUGGAGUCUUUACUCCAGUCCUGUAAAGGUUGCCAGACUUCCUGGGCCUCUGUUUUUGAUGACUCAGUCAUUUCUGCCUGUGGGUAUUCACAUUAUAAAAGCCUUUGCAACCCUGACCCAGCCUUGGGUUUCUCUGUUACACUACCAAGAAUUGCAGUCAAAGAUAAUCAGGCAGUGGAAAAGGAUAGUUCCCUAAAAGUUGUUAGCAACAGUACUACAAAUAAAAUAUGCUCUCCUGAUAGGAAAGGAACAUGUCCUAAAUCAGUGUCAGAUGCAGCAAGUUGUACAGUCACAGUUAAUCAGACAGUGGAUGUUAGCACUGAUUUUAGGGCUUGUUUCACAACCAGCAGGGCAACAAGUGCAAGAUCUCCUGUAGUAUCUACAUCAAGCAACACAGAGAUAACAAUGAUGAAUAAACAAAGGCCUGGCGGAUGGCAGAGUGGAAAACAAACAAGUGUGGCUUGUAAUACAGACUGGUCAUGCAGUCAAGAUUGGGUAGACACACAGGUGGUUUUGACAAAAGGAUCAGGAAGAUCUCUCUCAGUUGAUGGUUUAAAGCCAGAUGGAAAUUUCCUAAAUAAGGAUUCCAUGGAAGUAAGAAAAACAUUGGAUAUCAUAGACUUAAAGAAACAUCCUGAGAGGGAAUUUCAACUUUCUAAAGAGAUGGAGAAGAAUUUGCCAUCAAAGUGCUGUCAGAAUAUAAUGCAGAGAGCCAUAAAAGCAGAGAUGCACCUUUUAAACGUUCACUAUCAGAUGUGUCAUCAACAUUGUUGUGAUAUUUACAAAUUUAUAAUGGAAAAUAGAGAAGGAUUAAAUAGGAAUUUGCCAAGUAAUUCUGCUAAGAAAGAAUUAGGGUCGGCACUACUAUCUGUUUUGGGAGACUUAAAAGUUAGAUAUAUGAAUUUGAAAGAAAAAAUACACAAGGGCAUACUACUGGAAGAGCUGCCCCCACUGUCAGUAGAAUCAAAAUUAUUGUCUGCCUUCUCUACUUUUGCUUCCAGGUUGGUAAAAGAAGAAUCACAUGACUUUUCAGGAGCAGAUUCGGAACUAGAUAAUCAAAGUGCACCUGAUGUUGAUGUUUCUCCAGCCCUAAAAAAGACACUCUCUCAAAUGUCUUUAUUAUCUGACAGUAGUCAUUCUACACAAGAUCCAACACCUGAGAAAGACAGUUUUAAAAAUGGUGAUAUAAAUGUAGACUUUAGUCAACUGAAACUUGAUGAUAAAGAGUACAGAAAUUACCGUGAAAUCAGUGAAGACUGGUUUGAUGCUAAAGAGAACCUGACAGGCGCUGACUUCUCAGGAAUACAAGAAAACCAAAUUGAACACGACAAAUGGAAUCCAAAGUUUACACAAGAAAUGAAGAAUGUCGAACCCUUACGAAGAGAUAAAUGUUUUCUGAUACAUGUUGGUGGUCUCUGCCCUUCGGUGUCUGAGGCUGAUUUAAGGUCUCAUUUCCAGAAGUACCAAGUUUUUGAAAUUUCAAUUUAUGAUUCUUCUACUAAUUACAGAUAUGCGUCUCUUGCUUUUAAAAAAAACAGUGAUGCAAAGAUGGCUGUGAAAGAAAUGAAUGGAAUGGAAAUAAAUGGAAAAUCAGUAAAUGUGAGGCUUGUUAAAACUCCUGGAGAAUAUACAUCACCACUUGCCUCCAAAAAUGGGAAUAAAGUUGGUUUGAAUAAUUUGGAGAAAAACACCAACAAAGAAAUGAAUGCCUCCUGCAUUUCUAAAUUGCCCAGAACUAGGCCAAGGCAGCUGGGAUCUGAGCAAGACAGUGAGUUUUCCCCUUCGGACCAGAAGGGUGUUAAGAAGAAUUGUAAACAGAUUGAAUCUGCUCAUUUAUUACCUGAGACACCUAUUCAAUUUAUACCUCCAAAUACAUUGAACCUUCGUAGUUUUACCAAGAUCAUGAAGAGACUGGCUGAACUGCAUCCAGAUGUCAGCAGAGACCAUAUUAUAGAUGCUCUUCAAGAAGUAAGAGUAAAUCAUAAAGGUUUCCUGAAUGGCUUAUCUAUUAGUACUAUUGUGGAAAUGACUUCAUCUGUUCUGAAAAACUCUGCUUCCAGUUAG
Messenger RNA from Urocitellus parryii (Arctic ground squirrel), 3081 nucleotides. RefSeq names its product RNA binding motif protein 44 (gene Rbm44). NCBI's taxonomy places the organism in Eukaryota, Metazoa, Chordata, Mammalia, Rodentia, Sciuridae. Gene Ontology annotation, molecular function: mRNA 3'-UTR binding. Gene Ontology annotation, cellular component: catalytic step 2 spliceosome. The record is from RefSeq and is a predicted model, not a curated record. Gene Ontology annotation, biological process: mRNA splicing, via spliceosome.